Molecule: messenger RNA, 3942 nt
Organism: Manis pentadactyla (Chinese pangolin)
Lineage: Eukaryota; Metazoa; Chordata; Mammalia; Pholidota; Manidae
Gene: OPLAH
Product: 5-oxoprolinase, ATP-hydrolysing
Exons: 26
Coding region: 32-3898 (1288 amino acids)
Biological process (GO): glutathione metabolic process
Cellular component (GO): cytosol
Molecular function (GO): 5-oxoprolinase (ATP-hydrolyzing) activity
Source: RefSeq, a predicted model, not a curated record
AGAGUCGCCGCUGGACUCCAGCGCCGUCGUCAUGGGCAGCCCAGAGGGGCGCUUCCAUUUUGCCAUUGACCGAGGAGGCACCUUCACAGACGUCUUUGCUCAGUGCCCAGGGGGGCACGUGAGGGUCUUGAAGCUGCUCUCAGAGGACCCUGCCAACUACGCAGACGCACCCACAGAGGGCAUUCGCCGCAUCCUGGAGCAGGAGAGAGGUGUGGUGCUGCCUCGGGACCGGCCGCUGGACACCAGUUGCAUUGCCAGCAUCCGCAUGGGCACCACAGUGGCCACCAAUGCGCUGCUGGAGCGGCGAGGGGAGCGGGUGGCACUGCUGGUGACACGUGGCUUCCGGGACCUGCUGCAUGUGGGCACCCAGGCCCGUGAGGACCUCUUUGACCUGGCAGUGCCCAUGCCCGAGGUACUGUACGAAGAGGUGCUGGAGGUUGAUGAGCGGGUGGUGCUGCAUCGCGGAGAGCCAGGCACCAGGACACCUGUCAGAGGCUGCACGGGGGACCUGCUGGAGGUGCAGCAGCCUGUGGACCUUGGGGGCCUGCGCAGCAAGCUUCAGGGGCUCCUGUCCCGAGGCAUCCGCAGCCUGGCAGUGGUGCUCAUGCACUCCUACACGUGGGCCCAGCACGAGCAGCAGGUGGGCGCACUGGCCCGGGAGCUGGGCUUCACACAUGUGUCGCUGUCCUCGGAGACUAUGCCUAUGGCACGCAUUGUCCCUCGGGGACACACAGCUUGCGCCGACGCCUACCUCACACCUGCUAUCCAGCGCUAUGUGCAAGGCUUCCGCCGUGGCUUCCAGGGCCAGCUCAAGGAUGUGCAGGUGCUGUUCAUGCGCUCCGAUGGCGGCCUGGCACCCGUGGACUCCUUCAGUGGCUCCCGUGCUGUGCUCUCGGGCCCUGCUGGGGGUGUGGUUGGCUACUCAGCCACCACCUACAGGGCGGAGGGCAGUCAGCCUGUCAUCGGCUUUGACAUGGGAGGCACGUCCACCGACGUGAGCCGCUAUGCUGGGGAACUUGAACAUGUCUUUGAGGCCAGUACAGCAGGUGUCACCCUCCAGGCCCCCCAGCUGGACAUCAACACAGUGGCUGCUGGUGGGGGCUCCUGCCUCUUCUUCAGGUCGGGCCUCUUCGUGGUGGGGCCCCAGUCCGCAGGAGCCCAUCCUGGGCCCGCCUGCUACCGCAAAGGAGGCCCCUUGACAGUGACGGAUGCUAAUCUGGUCCUGGGUCGCCUUCUGCCUGCUUCCUUCCCCUGCAUUUUUGGGCCGGGAGAGGACCAGCCGCUGUCCCCUGAGGCCUCCCGAAAGGCCCUGGAGGUGGUGGCCACUGAGGUCAACAGCUUCCUAACCAGUGGGCCCUGCCUGGCCUCCCCGCUGAGCCUGGAGGAGGUGGCCAUGGGAUUCGUGCGUGUGGCCAAUGAGGCCAUGUGCCGGCCCAUCCGCGCACUCACACAGGCACGAGGCCAUGACCCUUCGGCCCAUGUGCUGGCUUGCUUUGGGGGAGCUGGUGGGCAGCACGCUUGCGCCAUUGCCCGGGCCCUGGGCAUGGACACUGUGCACAUCCACAGGCACAGUGGGCUACUGUCAGCGCUGGGGCUGGCCCUGGCUGACGUGGUACAUGAGGCGCAGGAGCCCUGCUCCUUGCUCUAUGCGCCUGAGACCUUUGUGCAGCUGGACCGGAGGCUGACCCGCCUGGAGGAGCGGUGUUUGGAUGCCCUGCAGGCCCAGGGCUUCCCAAGGUACCAGAUCAGCACGGAGGGCUUCCUGCAUCUGCGCUACCAGGGCACAGACUGCGCCCUGAUGGUGUCUGCCCAGCAGCACCCAGCCACCACAUGCUCACCCCGUGCCGGUGACUUUGGGGCAGCCUUCGUGGAAAAAUACAUGAGGGAGUUUGGCUUCGUCAUCCCCCAGCGGCCAGUGGUGGUGGACGACGUGCGGGUGAGGGGCAUUGGCUGCAGUGGCCUUCACCUUGAGGAUGUCCCCAGAGCCCAGACUGGGCCUCCCCGGGUAGACAAGGUGACCCAGUGCUACUUUGAGGGGGGCUACCAGGAGACCCCUGUGUACCUGUUGGGAGAGCUGGGCUGCGGGCACAAGCUUCAGGGACCCUGCCUCAUUAUCGACAGCAACAGCACCAUCCUGGUGGAGCCAGGAUGCCAGGCAGAGGUGACUGAGACUGGGGACAUCCGCAUCUCUGUGGGGGCUGAGACCCGCAGCAUAGUGGGCGCCCAGCUUGACCCCGUCCACCUGUCCAUCUUCUCGCAUCGCUUCAUGAGCAUUGCUGAGCAGAUGGGCCGCAUCCUACAACGCACAGCCAUCUCCACCAACAUCAAGGAACGCCUGGACUUCUCCUGUGCCCUCUUUGGGCCUGACGGGGGGCUGGUCUCCAAUGCCCCCCACAUCCCUGUGCACCUUGGCGCCAUGCAGGAGACCGUGCAGUUCCAGAUCCAGCACUUGGGGGCUGACCUCCACCCCGGCGAUGUGCUGCUAAGCAACCACCCCAGUGCAGGGGGCAGCCAUCUGCCAGACCUGACUGUCAUCACUCCGGUGUUUUGGCCGGGUCAGACACGGCCUGUGUUCUAUGUGGCCAGCCGUGGGCACCAUGCUGACAUUGGAGGCAUCACACCAGGCUCCAUGCCCCCACACUCCACCUCCCUGCAGCAGGAGGGCGCUGUCUUUCUGUCCUUCAAACUUGUCCAGGGUGGUGUCUUCCAGGAGGAGGCGUUAACUGAGGCCCUUCGGGCACCAGGCAAGAUUCCCGGCUGCAGCGGGACACGGAAUCUGCAUGACAACCUGUCAGACCUACGUGCCCAAGUGGCAGCCAACCAGAAAGGCAUCCAGCUGGUGGGAGAGCUCAUCGGGCAGUAUGGUCUGGAUGUGGUGCAGGCCUACAUGGGCCAUAUUCAGGCAAAUGCUGAGCUGGCCGUGCGGGACAUGCUGCGAGCCUUCGGGACCUCCCGGCAGGUGCGGGGACUGCCCCUGGAAGUGGCUGCAGAGGACCACAUGGACGAUGGCUCCCCAAUCCAGCUCUGUGUGCAAAUCAACCUGAGUCAGGGCAGCGCAGUGUUUGACUUCAGCGGCACCGGGCCUGAGGUAUUUGGCAAUCUCAACGCACCGCGGGCCAUCACGCUGUCCGCCCUCAUCUACUGCCUGCGUUGUCUGGUGGGCCAAGACAUCCCACUCAACCAGGGCUGCCUGGCGCCAGUGCGCGUUGUGAUUCCCAGAGGCUCCAUUCUGGACCCGUCUCCUGAGGCGGCCGUGGUGGGUGGCAACGUGCUCACAUCGCAGCGUGUGGUGGACGUCAUCCUGAGGGCCUUCGAGGCCUGCGCGGCCUCCCAGGGCUGCAUGAACAACGUGACCCUGGGCAACGCCCACAUGGGCUAUUAUGAGACGGUGGCGGGCGGCGCGGGCGCGGGCCCGGGUUGGCAGGGGCGCAGCGGCGUGCACACCCACAUGACCAACACGCGCAUCACCGACCCUGAGAUCCUGGAGAGCAGGUAUCCCGUCAUCCUGCGCCGCUUCGAGCUGCGGCCGGGGUCCGGGGGUCGGGGCCGGUUCCGGGGCGGCGACGGCGUCAUCCGCGAGCUGCUCUUCCGAGAGGAGGCGCUGCUGUCUGUGCUGACAGAGCGCCGUGCCUUCCGGCCGUACGGCCUCCACGGGGGCGAGCCUGGCGCCUGCGGCCUAAACCUGCUGAUCCGCAAGGACGGCCGGAUGGUGAAUCUGGGCGGGAAGACGUCCGUUCCCGUGUUCCCCGGGGACGUGUUUCGCCUCCACACCCCGGGCGGCGGCGGCUACGGGGACCCGGAGGACCCCGCCCCUCCGCGGCGGUGGGCUCGGCCGCCCGCGGCCUUCCCCGAGCGCGGCAGUGUCUCCGAGUACCGCAGGGCGCAGGAGGCCGUGUGAGGGAGGGAGGGAGGCCCACGCAAUAAAGCUCCCCGGGCGCCCGG